CAGCUUUCCGUGCAGACUGCCACACCUGCCUGCCAAGCUGCGGCUCUGGUGGGCGCGGCUGGACCUGGGCCCGAACCUCUCUGUUUGGACUCGCCUGGGAAAGUUGAGCGCAAGAAGAAAACCGAGGAGUUUUUUUUUUUAUUUAGAGGACAUCCCUGCAUGCGCACUUCAUCCUGAGAGGACUCGGCUUGUUCAAGUUGGCAACAGAAGUUUUUUCAUCCUGAACUCGUCAGAAAAGAUGGGAUGGACGAGUUAACGAGGCAGAUGGAGAUCUCAGGAGAGAGGGUCGUGACAGAAUCGGUGACCUCCUCAACCAGACUGACUUCCCUCCCACCGAAGGGAACCAGCGGAUCAAAUCACAGGAACAUGUCCAGCGGUGCUGGAGGGCUGGGCCUGGAGAAGAACGUCCUGACGCAGAGCAGCGGUGGGACCUACUUCUCCUCAUCCUCUGUAGGUGUGACCAGCAGCUACAGUUCCUCCUCGGGAAUCUACCUCGGGGGAGACUCCUCGGGAGGAGGGGAGGGAGCGGGGAGCUACAUAGAUGGCGAGAGCUUUGGGAGAGGAGGUGGGGGCAGUUAUGUGGUGAGCUCCGUGUCAAAGGUCCGGUCCAGCUCGUCGGGCGGUGCCAGGCGGGCGCAGACUGCUGGCUCCUCAGGAGGCCUGUCGCCGGCCUUCAGGGAGAGGAAGACCAUAUCCAGCCGCUCGGGGGGCUACGAUGGGAGUUCCAGUGGAAACUCCUCUCCAGAACUCACACGCAAAGAUUAUGGAAACUACUGCGCCAGCUCCUCAAGAGGGAGGAGUGAAAGCAGAGAGAGUGAGAUCAGAGCCAGAUUACAAAGUGCCUCCCCCUCUGCCGGAAGAUGGGCCGAGCUGGAAGACGUGAAGAAGCUGCUGAAGGGUCGCUCCAGCAGUGUCAGCCCCACUCGCUCCUCCAGCGCUUCCAUCACCCUGCCUGUCCCUAAAAAGUCCAGCGUGGAGGCCAAGACGGUCUCCGUGGCCACUCAGUCAGUGUCGUCCUCAUUCGGCUCCGGUUUGCGAACAGCUGGCUUCGACACCAUUGACAUACCUGGCCUCUAUGACACUGGUUUGACUACUAGGCAGCGUGAGACUGGAGUCCAAACAGGACAUUAUGACGUCACACUUAAAUCAAGCCAUUAUGAUACGGGCGUCAAAUCAAGCCAGUAUGACGUUGGCCUGAGUUCAGGCCAGUAUGAAACUGGUUUAAAGUCAGGAGGACAGUAUGAUAUGAGUCUGAAAUCAGGCCAGUAUGAUACUGGUUUAAAGUCAGGACAGUAUGAUGCGAGUCUGAAAUCAGGCCAGUAUGAUACUGGUUUAAAGUCAGGACAGUAUGAUAUGAGUCUGAAAUCAGGGCAGUAUGAUACUGGUUUGAGAUCAGUUCAGUAUGACAGUGUGAGGUCAGGCCAGUAUGACACGCUGGACGCCGCCUUUCCCACGUUUUCCUGGUCCACCACAACCUUGCCCUCCUCCUGCCCAGCUACAGCUGUGGCUGGCAACACCAGCAGCUACACCUACCAGGUCAGCCAGGCCGGCACCAACAACAUGCCAGUGGGGUCCCCACCACUCAGCCCCGCCUCACCCCCAUCCCUCUCAGUUUACGGCUUUCAGAAUAAUCUGGCACCCACCUCUGGAGGUGUUCUUACCACCAGUGGCACCAGUGUCUCUGCAAACGUUGGAGGCUACGGCGUUCAGAAGAACGUGUCAAACGGUGGAGGUGUCAUCAGCUCUGGAGUCUCUACAACUACAAGAUUCCCGACUGACGAUGCGUACAGGAGGGACUACAAGUACGUGGUUUCUGAAAAGGAGAACGCUCCAGCCAGGAGAGACGCAGAAAUGCUCAUUUUGGCCAAAGACAGUGGGAAACAGUUCACCACCAUCAGCAGCAGCGGUGUUCAUACUGGAGGAGGUUCACUGUCGGGUGAUUCCAUAAAGAAGGAGAAGCUCAUUUCCAGCUAUGUUGACACGGUCCCACUGAAAGCAGAGACAGGCAACUCUUACUAUGGAUCAUCUGGAGUUUUAAUGAAAGACAAAGCAACCUAUGCAGAGAUCCACAGAGACAGUGGCAUCUUUGGAGGUGGAGGCUUCUGCUGCUGCUCCGACGCAUGCUGCUCCUGGUGGAAGUGGCUGCUGGGUUUGCUCCUCCUCGCCCUCCUCCUGCUGGGACUCCUGUUUGGCCUCAUUGCACUGGCUGAGGAUGUGAGGAAGCUGAAGAACCGAGUGGCGACCUUGGAGGCCGAGGCCUCGGUUGCCAAUGCUCGCACCAGUCGGCUGUCUGGUUUUACCAAUGACAUCAACACUUAUGUAGGCGGCGGCGCUGGCGGUACUGGUACUGACACGGUCAUCCUGGGAGCUGGAGGGGGAGCUGGAGGCUCGGAUUCCAAAACCCAAAUUGGCAUCACUCUGGGCGGCGGCGGCGGCUCCGCUGGGGGCAACGGCCUUGAUGAUGGCACCAUCGUUAUCAGUGGUGUUGGUGGGGGUGCAGGAGCCGGAACCAGCAGUGGUACCAGCUUCAGUGGUGGUACUGGCCUCGGCACCAGACUGAGUGGAAGAUACGUAGAUGAUGCAGUUCUUCUGAUGGCCAUAAAGCAAAUGUUACGAUCUGAGGUGCAGUCACAGGAAUUCAGAGCUGUUCUUGCAACGUCAGUGCAGGGAGAGAGGGGAUUACCUGGACCUAAAGGAGAUUCUGGUUUCUCUGGAUCUCCAGGUGCGCCAGGUCCAAUGGGACAUCCUGGCCCCGAGGGUCCAAAAGGACAGAAAGGAAGCCAAGGUGAACAUGGAGCGGAGGGCCCAUCAGGUAUCAGGGGUCGUGAGGGUCCACCUGGGCCCAGAGGUGAUACGGGACCUCCAGGUUUUGGACUGAAAGGUGCUCACGGGGAACCAGGACCUUCUGGACCUGUAGGACUUGCUGGUGAACCAGGACAAAAAGGUGCUCAGGGACUUCCUGGAUCAGCUGGACCUCCAGGUCAACCAGGUCCUCAGGGUUUCCGUGGUGAGGCUGGACUACCUGGGUCUAAAGGUGACCGGGGUCUUGCUGGAUUUCAGGGACUCAAAGGUGAAGCAGGUUUACCAGGUCUGCCAGGAACGCCAGGAGAGAAAGGUGCCAAAGGGUCUAUGGGAUAUUCUGGACAAGAAGGUGCAAAAGGAUCGAGAGGUGACCAAGGACCUACUGGGCCUCCAGGACUCAGAGGUCCUGCUGGGCUUCCUGGAGAUACUGGACUUCCAGGAACCAUUGGGCUUCAAGGACCACCAGGAAUACCAGGGAAUCCAGGACAACCUGGAGUCAAAGGUGAACCUGGUGUACCAGGGAGAAUCAUCAAUGCAGCUGGCUCCACUUCUGUUGGCAUCCCAGGCCCACCUGGGCCUGCCGGUCCUCCUGGCCCUGCCGGACCUCCAGGUUUAUCAGGUCCCAUUGGCCCUGCUGGUCUUCCUGGCUCACCUGGUCCUAAAGGAGACAGGGGCUAUAAGGGGGACCAAGGAGAAGCUGGAAUAACAAUCAGGACCAGUGAAAGUAUAUCCUCAUCCACUGCACAGAGACAAUUUGGUUCUGCGCUGUCAGAACUGCGUGGCCCGCCGGGUCCACCUGGGCCUCCUGGACGUCCAGGUGAUUCAAGACAGGGACCCCCAGGACCACCUGGGCCUUCAGGCCAGCCAGGCUAUGGAAUACCUGGACCCAAAGGAGAAAAAGGAGACCCAGGUUUUGCAUCCAGCUCUGGGACAUUUUAUACUGGACCACCAGGGCCUCCAGGGCUGCCUGGGUCUAAAGGAUCAACAGGUUCUCCUGGACCACGUGGAUACGCAGGUGAACCAGGCUCACCAGGAGUGCCCGGGAUUCCAGGCUCUGGGGGAGGAAACCAGAUCCCUGGGCCACCAGGUCCACCAGGACCUCCUGGAAGACCAGGACUACCUGGAGUCAAAGGGGACACUGGAGCUCCUGGGAUUCCAGGCGCCUCAAGGGGCUCAGUCUCAGUCACCUCCGGCCCCCCUGGUCCUCCAGGUCCCCCUGGCCCCCCUGGCUCCUUCACUUCCUCUAGUAGUGAGAUGCGGCAGUACAUCACUGACUAUCUGAGUAGAUACAGACUUAGUGGUAUGCAAGGUCCUCCAGGCCCACCUGGACCUCCAGGACUUCCUGGAACCUUCUCGGGGUCACUAGAGGACAUCUCUGCUCGUAUCAUUACAUAUAUUCAACGAUCUGAUUCAGGUCUGAGAUUUGGUGUUCAGGGUCCUCCAGGACCACCUGGACCACCUGGACCCGCCUCUGGAUCCCUGACAGUCACUGCUCUCAUUGCCAUGCUUCAGCGAGACGAUGUGAGAAGAUAUUUGACUGGACCACCAGGGCCUCAAGGGCCUCCAGGACCACCAGGAGGACUUUCAGGCACUUACAGAAUAGAAGAGAUAGCCACAUAUGUCUUUAAUAUCAUGAAUGAGAGAGGAAUUGCAAGAGGUCCACCAGGGCCACGGGGUCUCCCUGGGCCUCCUGGAGCUUCGGGUGUGGGAGCCUCUGGCUUCACAACUGCUACGCUCGACUACUCUGCACUGAUCAGAAAUCCAGAUUUCCGUUCGUGGAUCACUUCUGCAGUACAACAAGGUCCUCCUGGUUCUCCAGGUGUGCCAGGGCUACCUGGCCCUCCUGGUCCUCAGGGGCCUCCUGGAAUCUCAACUGCCACGGUGUUUGGGUCAGGAGGUCGUGGCUACAGCUUGGAGGAUAUUCAGCGUUACCUGCAGGGUUCAGGAUUCAGAGGUCAGCCUGGCCUUCCUGGUCCUCCAGGUCCACAGGGUCCACCAGGCACUGUCACUGGUUCAGUUUCUUACAGUGGAAACUUCCCUGGAGAGAGCAUCCACGCCGAAGUUCAGCAGUAUCUGACCAGUGACAAUGUUCGACGGAUGAUUGUCGGCCCUCCAGGACCUCCAGGUCCAAUGGGUCAGAAGGGGGAACGUGGAGAGCCUGGUUACUCUCAGAGCUACAUGCAGAGCCAGAGUUACACACACGGCGACUCGCACUACGGCGCUCAGCGCAGAGAGACUGAUGCCAGCAGACUCACCGAGACCAUGGACUACUCCAGCGUUGCCAUGAAAGUCACAGACUACAUCAAGAAUCAAGGUCUGCUGCAGCAGUAUAUUGCACAGGGACCUUGGAGGACAAAUGUCCGAGCAAUUCAAGGCCCUCCCGGUCCACCUGGCCCUCCAGGACCACCUGGCUACAGUCGCGUGAUCGGAACCCAUGGAAAUAUCACAGCUGACCUUAUGGACUUCUUCAGGACUUACGGCACCAUCCCUGGUCCUCCAGGAAUCUCAGGACCCAAAGGAGAUCGAGGGUACCCAGGGCCUAAAGGAGACAAGGGUGAUGCUGGACCACCAGGUUUACCUGGAAUACCAGGCUCUUAUACUGUCCAGAUUCCACACAAAGUGCAGAAGAGAGAAGCAGGUAACAAACUGGGUCGUCAUAAGCAGCAUCGUCGUCAAACCACCGGUGGCUGA
Molecule: messenger RNA, 5493 nt
Organism: Nematolebias whitei (Rio pearlfish)
Lineage: Eukaryota; Metazoa; Chordata; Actinopteri; Cyprinodontiformes; Rivulidae
Product: collagen alpha-1(XVII) chain
Exons: 55
Coding region: 244-5493 (1749 amino acids)
Source: RefSeq, a predicted model, not a curated record